Molecule: messenger RNA, 1006 nt
Organism: Ectocarpus sp. CCAP 1310/34
Lineage: Eukaryota; Phaeophyceae; Ectocarpales; Ectocarpaceae
Source: the annotation of a GenBank genome assembly
GCUCUUGUCUUGAGUGUCCCAGGCAGCCGCCAAUUUCUGGAUGAAGAAGGCGUACGUCGAGGGCCCUGCCGGUUCCUUGCGCAGAUGGUUUUCUACCUGUAGGAAGGUGGCAUGAAGAAAUUCCAGAGUGGCACGGUUGGUGGUUUGGCCUUCAACGACAGCAGCACGGACACGUUUGCGCAACAACGGAAGCCAUCCGGUGACCCAGGUGGAGGAAUUGAAAGUCUGCUUGCGCUUGACGUCGCUUUUGUUGAGGAUCUCUGUGACCACACCCUUGCAGCUAGACGCGAAGCGAGCAAAUUUCAUCAGGAUCAGGACCCAGGGGCAAGCGUGUGACACUAUCAAGUUGUUCCGGCUUCAGCUUGUCCAUCUUGUCUUGAAUGCGGAUGGUGUCGGCCUCCGUUGCAGCGGCGUCCACAGCGUCCAGAGCGUCCUGCCUCGCUCUCGCUCCUGUGAAAGUCAAAGGCAAACCAGCAUCGUCCUGUGGCAAUGGUGAUGCCGCUUGACUCGGUGGCUCGACGAUGUGGCCGGUUGCAGAGCUAGGAUCAAUCAGGACAGACGCACGCUGGAGCGGGGGGGCGAUACCACCAAAGGCUGUUGCAACAGGGCUGGGACUGUCGACGCUGACGGUGCCACCGCAGGCCCGACCAGUACUGUCGCCGAUCUCGAGGCUGAUGACGAUGAUCCUGACGUGGCCCUGGCAGCAUUUUCGGCACGAACAUGCGCCCUGCAGGAGCUCCCGAAAUGCUCGAAGCGUGGUCUUGCAGCGGUGUCAGAUGCGUUGGUGGGGAAGAAGAUGGGGCAGGUGGUGGCACGCUAGGAGCGUGGGAGGGCACAGGAGGUUGUACAUUCGCGUCGGCAGCAGCAUCCACUACUUGAUUUGCUCGCAGGAGAGUGAGUACUUGUUCCAACAGCAUUUCAGUACGGGAAGCCGUAGUCGAGGCGUGAGAUGCAGCAUGGCGCGGUGACUCAAUACGUUCGUCCAAAGGCAAGGAAGAUGUGGGAU